Molecule: messenger RNA, 4672 nt
Organism: Ctenopharyngodon idella (grass carp)
Lineage: Eukaryota; Metazoa; Chordata; Actinopteri; Cypriniformes; Xenocyprididae
Product: NACHT, LRR and PYD domains-containing protein 3-like
Exons: 7
Coding region: 150-3122 (990 amino acids)
Molecular function (GO): protein binding
Source: RefSeq, a predicted model, not a curated record
AUUUGAUAUUAUAUAUUUGAUUAGAUUUAAUAUAUGAUUUAGGACAUUAUAUAUGAUUGUAUAGAAUCUGUCAAGAUGGCUUUGAGAAAUGAAAAAGCAAUAUUUUGUUGUUCGGCGGUAAAGAUCCUCCUAAGAGCACUGCUUUUACAAUGAGUGUCAAUGAGAAGAGAGAGGAGGAGGAUGCUGUUCAGACAAACUUAGCAGCAUCUUCAAUACCCUGUCUUGUGUCUAUGAAGAGUACUAAGUCCAUUAGCUGUCCCACUAAUAUUGGUGUUGAAGUAGCGACCUCUGACCUGGACAAGCAGCAUGUGAAAGAAGCAUCCCUGCAGACACACACACUGCUUAACAAGACUAAAGACCCGCAGCGCGAUUUUCACCAACCAGUGAAUGAUGUCCUUCAGAGAGUCAAAGACCGACACAAAACCAGCAUGAAGAACAAGUAUGAGAGCUUAUUUGAGGGAAUCAAUCUAGAAGAGACUCAACCCCUCCUGAACAGGAUCUACACACAGCUCUACAUCAUAGAGGGAGAGAGUGAAGGGGUGAAUGAAGAACAUGAAGUUUUACAGAUGGAGAAAACAGCCAGAACACAAGACACUCCAAUCUACUGCAAUGACAUCUUUAAACCCUUACAUCAACCAGGAUGUGAGGAGAAAGACAAAAUCAAGACUGUUCUUACUAAAGGCAUCGCUGGAAUUGGAAAAACCGUCUCUGUGCAGAAGUUCAUUCUGGACUGGACCGAGGGAAAAGCCAAUCAGGAUGUAGAUUUUAUGUGUGUGCUUCCAUUUCGAGAGCUGAACUUGAUUAAAGAUCACCAGUACAGUCUUCACAGACUUCUGCUGGACUUUCAUUCUGAACUUCAAGAUUUGGACUUAAAGAUUUAUGAGGAAUGUAAAGUUGUGUUCAUCUUUGAUGGUCUGGAUGAAAGCAGAAUUACACUGAUGUUUUCAGAUGAUGAGAAAGUUUGUGAUGUGAAUGAGUCUUCAUCAGUGGGUGUGUUGAUGUCAAACCUUAUCAGAGGAGAGCUGCUUCCCUCUGCUCUCAUCUGGAUCACCUCCAGACCAGCAGCAGCCAAUCAGAUCCCCUCAAAAUACAUCAACCGUGUGACAGAAAUUCAGGGAUUCAAUGAGCCUCAGAAGGAGGAAUAUUUCAGGAAGAGAAUCAGUGAUGAGAAUAAAGCCAGCAGAAUCAUCUCACACAUUAGAAGAUCAAGAAGCCUCCACAUCAUUUGUCACAUACCUGUCUUCUGCUGGAUUUCAGCCACUGUGCUUCAAAACCUCCUGAAACAAGAUGACAGUGCAGAAAUCCCUGAAACACUUACUGAAAUGUACAUCCACUUCCUGCUGACUCAGAUCAACAUGAGGAAUCAGAAGUAUGAUGAGAGAAAAGCAAAGAAACUCCUGAAGACCAACAGAAAAGUAAUUAUAAAACUUGCAGAACUGGCUUUCAAACAGCUAAUGAAGGGCAAUGUGAUGUUCUAUGAGGAGGACCUGAUUGAGAGCGGCAUAGACGUCACUGACGCCUCAGUGUACUCUGGGAUUUGCACUGAGAUCUUUAAGCAGGAAUCUGUGAUUCAGCAGAGGAAAGUUUACUGCUUCAUACAUCUGAGCUUUCAGGAGUUUCUAGCUGCUUUCUUUUUGUUUUACUCCCAUGUAGUCAAGAUUCAGAAAUCACUGAAGUCAUUUCUAAAUAUGUUGUUUGGGUCAAAGGAAAUCUCUCUGUAUGAUCUACUAAAAGCAGCAGUUGAUAAAUCCUUAGAGAGUAAAAAUGGACACCUUGAUCUUUUCCUGCGGUUCCUGCUGGGCGUCUCAAUGGAGUCCAAUCAGAGACGCUUACAGGAUCUACUGACACACACAGAGAACAGCUCAAAGACCAUCAAGAAAAUCACACAGUACAUAAAAGACAAAAUCAAGGAUGAUGAACAUCUCUCAGCUGACAGAACCAUCAAUCUGUUCCUCUGUCUGCUGGAAAUUAAGGAUCAAACUCUGUACAGAGAGAUUCAGACGUUUGUGAAAUCAGAGAAUCACUCAGUGAAUCGACUCUCUCCGUCUCACUGCUCAACAAUCGCCGACUUGCUGCAGAUUUCAGAGGAGCCGCUGGAUGAGUUUGAUCUGAAGAAAUACAACACAUCCGAUGAAGGUAGAAGGAGACUGAUACCAGCUGUAGUGAACUGCAGAAAAGCUCUACUCGCUGACUGUAAUCUCACUGAUCAGUGCUGUGAAAGUUUGUCUUCAUCUCUACAAUCCUCAAACUCACUGAGAGAGCUGGACCUGAGUAACAAUGCCCUGCUGGUUUCAGGAGUGAAGUCUCUCUCUAAUGGACUGAAGAGUUCACACUGCCAUCUUAACAUACUGAGAUUAUCUGGCUGUAUGGUGACAGAGGAAGGCUGUUGUUAUCUGGCUUCAGCUCUGAAUUCAAACCCUUCACAUCUGAGAGAGCUGGAUCUGAGCUACAAUCACCCAGGACAAUCAUUAGUCAAGCUGCUCUCUGAUCCAAACUACAGACUGGACAAACUCAAUGUGGAUCAUGGAGGAGAGAUCAGGAUUACAACAGGACCACAGAAAUAUGCAUGUGAUCUCACACUGGAUCCAAACACAGCAAACACUCGCCUUGCUCUGUCUGAGAAGAACAGAAAAGUUACACAUGUGGAGGAGAAGCAGCCGUAUCCUGAUCAUCCAGAGAGAUUUGAUGAGUGUCUUCAGGUUCUGUGUAGAGAGAGUCUGACUGGACGCUGUUACUGGGAGACUGAAUGGAGUGGGAGUGAGGUUUAUAUAUCAGUGACAUACAAAGGAAUCAAAAGGAAAGGAGGGAGUGAUGACUGUUGGUUUGGAUACAAUGAGAAGUCCUGGAGUUUGGACUGGUUUAAUAACAGUUUCACUGUCUCUCACAAUAAUAAGAGCACAGAAAUAUCUGCUCCUUCUAAUCUCUCUAACAGAGUAGGAGUGUUUCUGAACUCAUGGGCCGGCACUCUGUCCUUCUACAGCGUCUCUGACACACACACACUCACACAUUUACACACAUUCAACAGCACAUUCACUGAACCUCUCUAUGCUGGAUUUAUGGUUGAUUAUGGUAGUUCAGUGUCUCUGUGUGAGAUUAAACAUCUUCCUGUGAGAAACAACUGAGACACACAGAUGAGUGAAAGAAACACACUCAAAUGAUCUCUCUUUAACUCACACAGCUGUAAACUCUUUCUCUCUUCUAAUCUUAAUUUCAGUGUGUAUAUAGAAACACACUUUGACUUCAGUCUAAAUGAGACACACCACAGACUUCUAUUGUGUUUUUGUAAAGAAUGCGGCUCAACAAGAGUUUUGUCUUUCUGAGUCACUAAGCGCCAUCAUAGUUCUUUAUAGGAGAAUAAGAAACAGAAUAAGGGACACUCAAAAUAUUUGUACUGUACCACAUAGUGUAGGCCUAUGUCAUUACAGUGUCUGCAGUUAAGUAUGUGUAUAAAAGGUUUAUAAAAGCAGUUUGUAACUCUCAUUAAAUAAUUAUUUUUCAUUAUGAUUAUAACAUAUUUAAAGGGGUCAUGAACUGCAUUUUUUUUAUUAUUUUAUAAUGUUUCCUGAGGUGCACUUAUAAUGUUAAUAUUAUUUUUACAUCAAAAAGUUGAAUUUAGAAAUAAAUGGACAUUUUCUACCCUGAUUUUAGCCCUCGGAUUUUAACGCUCUAUUUAGAGGCAUGUCUGCUGUGAGACUUCAGUGUAAACACCCACUGCUGUGAUUGGCUAACAUCUUUGCAUAUGAAAAAAGUAUUAAAUGCGGAACCCUCUUGAAUAUUUUUAAAACUUCUUUCUAUAACAGCUGUCAAGAUUAAUGAAUCGUGAAAAGUGUUAAUGCAUUAUAUGUAGAUCUGUUUCCAUCUCACGAAAGCCUGCAUCGAUGAGCAUUGUAGCCGAUGACAGUUGACUGUGUGAAUGUGGUGAUCUUGUCAUUGCAAUGCUAUUUCUACACUCUCACGAAUGCUUUCAUCAUAACUAACAAUGCAAACAUGAUGUAAAUACAGCAAGUGGUUCAUUUUGCAGUGUAACAGUGCAGUGCUUUGAGAUGUAGUUGUGCUUCAGGCGAACCAAGUUCAAGUCCUGGCUCGUGGACCUUUGUCAAUCUCAAUAAAUAUUUAUAUACCUUCUAAUUAAAAUAGUAAUACUAAAUGUUACAUAAAAGAAAAAAACUUUUUUUCAUUUUCCAGAGGAACUAUGUGUAUAUUAUGUUAUGUCAGGACAAUAUCCACAACCUCACAUUAGAGGACGUUGUACUCUGGGAAUAGCUGAUUAGAGAUCAUGGCAGUUGAAAGAAAAUAUUCAGUGGUUGAAAAUUGCUAAAACAACUUUUAUUAUGCAUACAAAUGCAAAUCUGAACAAAUUAUAAAGAAUAGAUCUAUGUCAAUGCCAUCUCUGAGAGAGAGACAGAGAAAUAUCAUGUAGCCUAUCAUAUCAUACAAGGUUUAAAACAUUUGAAUAGACUUAUCAAGUAUAGAAAAUGUGUAUGGUUCCGUAUCUUGAUAUUACUCUUUACAGAAAGCUGGUUUCUGAGAGACCCGCAGUGACCUCAACUCAGCUAUUUGAUUUGCAAUCGUGCUGUGCUUAUUUCAUUCAUGUAUCAUAUCGUACAAGGUUUAAAAUCAUUUAAAUAUAGCCUACAUAUCAAAUAGCAGAACAUGUGUAUGAUGUAGUAUU